AUGGCAGAUGCCACUCUCGAACACAUUUACUUCAAUCCGAUCCACUGCAAAGCCCAGUUCAGUCUUCACCUCACCUACGGCCCCUACACCAUCUCAUAUGCUGAGUCUAGCCACCCUAUCUAUACCCUGGUUUGGUCUGGGUAUCUCAGCUCCACGGACCGCGGUCGAAACUCCCUUAGGUCGCGAUGGGAAAUGGAAUCGGAAUCGGACUAUGCUGGUCCUACCGAACUAGCACUAGUGAUUCUGAAUUAA
Molecule: messenger RNA, 252 nt
Organism: Penicillium cosmopolitanum
Lineage: Eukaryota; Fungi; Ascomycota; Eurotiomycetes; Eurotiales; Aspergillaceae
Exons: 2
Coding region: 1-252 (83 amino acids)
Source: RefSeq, a predicted model, not a curated record